Striga asiatica is the source of this 1769-nucleotide messenger RNA. NCBI's taxonomy places the organism in Eukaryota, Viridiplantae, Streptophyta, Magnoliopsida, Lamiales, Orobanchaceae. The record is from the annotation of a GenBank genome assembly.
CCCGUUUACGGAAAGGCGGGGGCCCGUUGAUAAUAGCCCAAUACUUUGUUAACCCAAUAGGCCCCACACUAGCGGCCCACAAAAACUGUACAUUAAUACGAUAGUUGAAAAAAUGAAAAAAGAAGGCGGCGUGAAAGGGCGGGCCGCGCCGAUUCGAACUCGCCGCCUCCACCUCUCCCGCUGUUUUCAAUUUCUAUGUUCUUAACAAAACCCCACAAAAAAACCUCAACCUUCUCACCCUCAAUUAAAGUUUUUCUUUUUUUUUUUCUUUUGGCUUUUUGUAUUUUUUUUCUAGUUGCCCCGCGAUUUUCUUCGGAUUCUUCUGUUGCUUGUGCGUUUUGAGUUUUUCCGCGAGAUUAUUUUGGGUUUGGGUGGAAAUUGACUCUGAUGCUAUGUCGGCCUCCGGGGAGAAUCUGGACCUGAAUUUGAGCCUGAAUCUGGCCGUGUCCAGAAUGCAUCUGGAGAGUCAGUCUCGCUCGCCGGCGGCCCUCAGCCGUCGUGGGAUUUUUCCGCCGCCGUCUGUCCCGAGCAGCUCGUGCAAAUUCGAUCCCGGCUGUAGCAAUGGCGUGAGCGGCAGUCAGCCGCGCAAGCCGCUGCCGGAGCCGCAGUCGGCGGCCCAAAAUCACGCGCGAAAUGCAGUGAACAAUCUUUCUAUGGGAUUUCCAACUUGCAUGGGAAGUAGACGUGUCACUAAACCAAAGUCAGAACAAGUUGAUAACUUUAAUCUAGCUGCUUGUCGGUAUGACAGCUCUUUAGGUGAGCCUUCUUUCAAAUGCAUUGUUUUACAUCACACUCGUGUUGUGACUUGUGAAAUAAAACUGCAGGGUUAUGGAAAUCAUAAAGAGCUGAACGAUCAAGUCUCUCACUUGAAGGCUGAGAUUGAACAUUUAUCCGAAGAAGAUCGCAGGCUUGAUAAUUGCAUAAGGGAUAAACUGGAGAGCUUAAGGGAACUGAUGUUAAACCAUGAUUGUCAGAAAAAUCUUUUCUUGACCGAGGAAGAUAUAAUGAGCCUUCCACAACUCAAGAACCAAACUGUCAUUGCAAUCGAAGCUCCUCGUGCAAGCUUUAUUGAAGUGCCGGAUCCAGAUUCGGACAUUGGCUUUUGUCAGAAGCAGUAUAGACUUAUUGUAAGAAGCACCACUGGACCAAUCGGUGUAUAUCUUCUGAGCAAAAAUGAAAAGAAAAGCAAGGACAUAUCAAUCAAGCGAACAAAAUUAUUGGAUUCGAUGGAAUUGGCCGAAUGCAGUAAAGUUGAUGGUGGGGAUCAGUCUCCGAGUCAUGAUGCUUUAACAAACUCAGACUCAUAUGGACCCCAAAAAAUAGUCCCGAUGGAUAUUGGCGUGGACGAUGAUUAUUGGUUGAGAUCAGAUGACGAGGUGCGUACAUCAGAUUUGUGGACUUGAAAGAAAACGAGUCGAGAUUUCUAAUUUCUAACCUACAUAAGGGAAAAUACAAGAACAAAGUUACUACUAUUGGACUUUGUAUAUAUUUUCUUGAUAAUAUGUUUUUGCCUCCUCUGAGGAAAAUGGAUUUUGAUGAAAGCUGGGUAGAUAUAGAUAUAUGUUGUGAAAUCCUUGGUGGUUAAGUAGAAACAUAAGAGUUCUGAAUUAAACAAAUUAUGGAUUUCUUUUAAGUUGACAAUAAUAAGGAAGUCUACUGAUGGAGCUUUUUUCGAUAGGUUUCCUCAGAUCUGGGAACUCAAAAGUAUACUUUUAACUGUAAACUAAUUUAACUCUUUCUUAGUUAUUCUAAAGAUAUUUAAUUCUUUG